CAGCUGCUGUGGCUGGACUCGGAGCCAUGACUGGACGCCGCGUUUGAUGGUUGUGUGAGAGCACGGGUCGUGGCCUGUGACUCGGCUCAAACUUAAACUUGUUCCUCUUCCUCCUCCUCUUAAAUCUUUCUUCCGCAUCAUUUUUUCCUCUUCUGGAGCAACUUGGUUGGGUGAUUAGUCCUCUGAAUCUCCUUGUUUCCUCAUCCUCUACUCAAUUGGCUUGAUCCAUUCCUUGUCUAACAAGUAGUAACCACUUGCAUCAUCCAUCAUGGCUUCCAACAACAUGGUGUCACCGGCUGUGAACCCGGACAAAGAGGACGACCUCUUCCUGGCAGAAGUCCAGCAGGUCAAGGAUUGGUGGCGUGAUUCACGAUGGAGGCACACCAAGCGUCCCUUCACCGCCGAGCAGAUCGUCUCUAAGAGAGGCCAUCUUAAGAUUGACUAUCCCAGCAAUGCCCAGGCCAAGAAGCUAUGGAACAUCCUGGAGGGCCGUUUCCAGAACAAAGAUGCCAGUUAUACCUAUGGCUGCUUAGAGCCUACAAUGGUCACUCAGAUGGCCAAGUAUCUCGACACCGUCUAUGUCUCCGGCUGGCAAUCAUCUUCAACCGCCUCUUCGUCAGAUGAGCCCGGCCCUGAUUUGGCUGACUACCCCUACACCACUGUGCCCAACAAAGUCGGCCAUCUCUUCACGGCCCAGCUCUUCCAUGAUCGAAAGCAACGCCAGGAACGCUUGAGCGUACCCAAGGCUCAGCGUGCCAAACUGGCUAAUAUUGACUACCUGCGACCCAUCAUUGCCGAUGCUGAUACCGGUCAUGGUGGUCUGACUGCCGUCAUGAAGCUCACCAAGCUCUUUGUUGAGAAGGGUGCUGCUGGUAUCCAUAUUGAGGACCAGGCUCCCGGCACCAAGAAGUGCGGCCACAUGGCCGGCAAGGUGCUCGUCCCCAUUAGCGAGCACAUCAACCGUCUGGUUGCUAUUCGCGCGCAGGCCGAUAUCAUGGGCUCCGACUUGAUCGCCGUCGCCCGUACCGAUGCCGAGGCUGCAACUCUCAUCACCACCACAAUUGAUCCUCGUGACCAUGCUUUCAUCCUUGGUUCUACCAACCCCAGCCUGCAGCCCUUGAACGAUCUUAUGAUCGCUGCCGAACAGGGCGGAAAGACUGGUGAUGAGCUUCAGCGCAUUGAGGACCAAUGGAUUGCCGCUGCUGGCCUGAAACGAUUUGAUGACGCCGUUGUUGCUGCCAUUGAGGCCAGCUCUGUCCCCAACGCAGCCAAGGUCAAGAGUGACUACCUUGCUCGCGCCAAGGGCAAGAGCAACGCCGAGGCUCGUGCUCUCGCCAAGAGUCUGCUUGGCAAGGACCUCUUCUUCGACUGGGAGGCUCCUCGAACCCGAGAGGGCUACUACCGCCUGAAGGGUGGCUGUGACUGCGCCAUCAACCGCGCUAUUGCUUACGGCCCCUUCUGUGAUGCUGUCUGGAUGGAGAGCAAACUGCCCGAUUAUGCUCAAGCCAAGGAGUUUGCCGACGGUGUCCACGCUGUUUGGCCUGAGAAGAAGCUCGCAUACAACCUCUCACCCUCUUUCAACUGGAAGACUGCCAUGCCUCGUGACGAGCAGGAGACUUACAUCCGUCGACUUGCAAGCCUGGGCUACUGCUGGCAGUUCAUCACCCUUGCUGGUCUACACACGACCGCUCUCAUCAGCCACCAGUUUGCCAGCGCAUACGCCUCCCAUGGCAUGCGUGCGUAUGGUGAGCUUGUCCAGGAGCCCGAGAUGGAGCAGGGCGUCGACGUUGUCAAGCACCAGAAGUGGAGCGGUGCCAACUACGUUGAUGAGCUGCAAAAGAUGGUGACUGGUGGAGUGAGCUCUACGGCGGCCAUGGGUAAAGGAGUCACUGAGGACCAAUUCCAUUAGGGACCUCUAUUUUCUCUCCCCCCAUUCCUUCACCCCCCUUCCGCCAAUCUUUAUACCCUGUUCCAGAGCAUGAGAGGAGUAAAUUGGUUUUAGUUUCUUGGAUAAUACGUAACACCUGAUUUGGGAUCAAAAGAUUGACUACUACAGAAACAUAGUUAAAAAAAAAUUUGUUACACAUU
Molecule: messenger RNA, 2088 nt
Organism: Trichoderma virens Gv29-8
Lineage: Eukaryota; Fungi; Ascomycota; Sordariomycetes; Hypocreales; Hypocreaceae
Exons: 4
Coding region: 269-1909 (546 amino acids)
Biological process (GO): carboxylic acid metabolic process
Molecular function (GO): isocitrate lyase activity
Source: RefSeq, a predicted model, not a curated record